Bombus pascuorum is the source of this 1080-nucleotide messenger RNA. RefSeq names its product DNA-directed RNA polymerase III subunit RPC8 (gene Polr3H). The transcript is spliced from 6 exons. Gene Ontology annotation, cellular component: RNA polymerase III complex. The record is from RefSeq and is a predicted model, not a curated record. Bases 163 to 774 code for a protein of 203 amino acids. Gene Ontology annotation, molecular function: DNA-directed RNA polymerase activity; DNA binding. Gene Ontology annotation, biological process: DNA-templated transcription; transcription initiation at RNA polymerase III promoter. NCBI's taxonomy places the organism in Eukaryota, Metazoa, Arthropoda, Insecta, Hymenoptera, Apidae.
UUCGUAAUGGUGGUUUACUCUAAAACACGCAAAGUCUAUGACAGGAAUCGUGCUUCCAGAUAUUUAUCGAAGUUAGAAGAUAAAUAUUGUGUUAGUGAAACAAUACAUAUUUUUUUUAUAUUAAGAUUUAUAUUUUAGUCGUUUUAUCAUAUAUAAUACAUAAUGUUUGUCCUCACGGAAUUAAAGGACACGGUUAGAAUUCCACCAUGGGAAUUCAAGCGAAAAUUAAAUGAUGCUAUUGCAGAUGAACUUAAUAAAAAAUUAGCUAACAAGGUCUAUCUUGAUGUUGGCCUUUGUAUUGCUCUUCACGAUAUUACAAAAAUUGAGGAAUCAUAUAUUUUUCCUGGGGAUGGUGCAUCUCAUACCAAAGUAGUAUUUCGUUUCAUUGUGUUCCGUCCAUUUAUGGAAGAGAUAUUGAUAGGGAAGAUACGAAGCUGUAGUGUUGAUGGUGUUCAUGUAACAUUAGGUUUUUUUGAAGAUAUCGUAAUACCACCUAAUAAAUUGCAACAUCCAUCAAGGUUUGAUCAAAUAGAACAAGCAUGGGUGUGGGAAUAUGAUACAGGAGAUGGUCAAAAGCAUGACUUAUUUAUGGAUGCAGGAGAAAUUAUACGAUUCAGGGUAAUAAGUGAAACAUUCACAGAAGCGUUACCUACAGGACCAAAUAUGUCUGGGGAGACUGAAAAAUCGGAAGCUAAAACUAUAUCUCCAUAUACCUUAGGAGCUGCUAUUGAUGAGCCAGGACUUGGACUACUCACUUGGUGGGAAAAUACUUAAGAGUACAAAAAUAAGAAUUGAAACGUCUUCUGUGUGGAACGCAAAGGAAUUUGCUGGAGCUGUUGUCCUGCUCCCAACGAAGCGUCAUUUAUUCGAUGAUUAGGCAGCGCGGUAGGUGUUCACGCAAAUAAUCGAACAGCUCUUGAGACGUUCCUGGACAAUUAGUUAACUCUAGCUCGUGUAAAUGUCGAAGCUGAAUCAAGCUCGAUAAUCCGCUACUUGUGAGCAAUGGGCACCCUGUGAAAAAUUUAUGUGCUUUAAUAGAAAUGAAUUUUUACUUUUUCUCCUUUGUGAAAUAGAAUAAAU